This is a messenger RNA of Leptopilina boulardi, 1130 nucleotides long. It is a transcript of the gene sqh, whose product is annotated as myosin regulatory light chain sqh. Gene Ontology annotation, cellular component: cytoplasm; myosin II complex. Bases 28 to 552 code for a protein of 174 amino acids. Gene Ontology annotation, molecular function: calcium ion binding; myosin heavy chain binding. The transcript has 4 exons. The record is from RefSeq and is a predicted model, not a curated record. Lineage: Eukaryota; Metazoa; Arthropoda; Insecta; Hymenoptera; Figitidae. Gene Ontology annotation, biological process: post-embryonic development; locomotion.
UUCAAGACAAUUUCCAAUCAAAAAAAAAUGUCGGCACGUAAAACAGCGGGUCGUCGUGCCACCACCAAAAAGCGUGCACAAAGAGCGACAUCAAAUGUUUUUGCAAUGUUUGAUCAAGCACAAAUUGCUGAAUUUAAAGAAGCUUUCAAUAUGAUUGAUCAAAAUCAUGAUGGUUUCAUUGACAAAGAAGAUCUUCACGAUAUGUUGGCCUCAUUAGGUAAAAAUCCAACUGACGAAUAUUUGGAACAAAUGAUUAAUGAAGGACAAGGUUCGAUAAAUUUCACUAUGUUCUUGACUCUCUUUGGAGAAAGACUUCAGGGAACUGAUCCCGAGGAUGUAAUUAAAAACGCAUUUGGCUGCUUUGACGAAGAAAAUAAUGGUCACAUAAAUGAGGAACGUCUUCGUGAACUUCUAACAACAAUGGGAGAUCGAUUUACGGACGAUGAGGUGGAUGAAAUGUAUCGUGAGGCGCCAAUAAAAGGAUCAAUGUUCGAUUAUAUUGAAUUCACACGAAUUCUCAAACACGGAGCAAAAGACAAGGAUGAACAGUGAGAAAAUGUGAAAAUAUCUCAACCUGAAGAGAAUUGUAGGUGAUACAGGCUUCAUUUUUUUUAUAUAUAUCAAGGAUCGAUUUGAAAAUAAUUUUCCUCGAGACCUUUUUUCUUUUUUUUUUUUUUUAAAUCAGAUUAAGCAUUUCAAGUAAUCACUGAGUGAUUGCUAACUCCGCAAAAUAUCUAUACGGUUUCUUUAAUUUAUCAAAUUUAAUUUUAAAUCGCUGCCUAUUGCAGUUCCUUUAUUUUUCAUUCUCUCUAUCCGUCCCCCCUUUUUAUCAUUCCUUUUUUCAUUUUUAUUUUCAAGGAGGGGGUGGAAACAAUUUUCUCGUUAAAAGAUAAAAAAAAAUUGUUUAAUAAGGAAUUUGUUUCCACAUAAUAGAAAAGGUAGUUUUAAGAAACUUUGUACACAUUUAAGUUAUUUCAAGAAACACGUUCCGCUAUUAUUUAUCGACAGCGUCGUGUAUAAAAAGCGAACGCUUGUAAAGUAUUUUACAAUUAUUAUUAUAAAGAUAUUUAGAUUCAUGUUUACCAUGUUUGUAUUUUAAUAUUUACAUUAUAACAAUAAUUGCGAGUUCA